Vitis vinifera (wine grape) is the source of this 1101-nucleotide messenger RNA. RefSeq lists its product as uncharacterized. Gene Ontology annotation, biological process: cellular response to oxidative stress. Bases 31 to 876 code for a protein of 281 amino acids. Gene Ontology annotation, molecular function: peptide-methionine (S)-S-oxide reductase activity. The record is from RefSeq and is a predicted model, not a curated record. Lineage: Eukaryota; Viridiplantae; Streptophyta; Magnoliopsida; Vitales; Vitaceae. The transcript has 5 exons. Gene Ontology annotation, cellular component: cytoplasm.
UUUCAUACCAUAUAAGAGAUUAUUUAUCAGAUGUCACAGAGGUCACCAUUUAAACCUAUUUCUUUCGUUUCUGAAGCAGCAGUUCUGAGUUUUAUAGCACCGAAUAUGUAUAAAAUCCUUCCAAAAACCCAUACCGAUGGUUCUGAAUUUCCCAUCUCUGAAAGCACAUCUAGGGCUACUAUUCCAUUGGAGUUCCUCUGUGAGGCUGUGUUUGCAGGAGAUGGUUUCUGGGGUCUUGAAGCUGCAUUUGGGCGUGUAGAUGGAGUUGUGAAAACUGCUACUGGCUAUUGUGGAGGAACCCUGAAGAAGCCUUCGUACAAAGAGGUAUGUGAAGGAAGAACAGGCCACACUGAAGCAGUAAAAGUCAUGUAUGAUAAGAGAAAAAUUUCAUACAAAUCUCUAUGUGAUGCUUUCUGGGAAGCCCAUGAUCCCACCAACAAAGAAUUUCUCAAUUUUGGGCUAAGCACACACCACAGAUCUGCCAUAUUUUACGUGAAUGAGGAACAAAAGAAGCAAGCACAGGAGUCAAAGAUCAGGAGGCAGAUGAAGCUUAAUAGGAGGAUAGUAACAAAAAUCAUAGCAUUGGAUUCAGAGUUUUUCGUGGCGGAGAACCUACAUCAGAAGUAUUAUUUGCAGAAGAGUUACAGGGUGUGUGAAAGCUUGAGCCUGAGAAGCACAGAGCAAUUUGUGGAGUCAAACAUAGCUUGCAAGCUCAACGGGAUAUUAGGAAUGGAAGCAAGAGUAAUUAUUGAUGAGUUGACAACAUUUUUGGGAAGCCACGAGGUGUCGAGUCAGACCAAGUUGGCAUGUGGAGAAAUAAUCGAAGACUUACGAAGAAAUGAUGGAGAGAGAAUACUUAAAUUCUGUGAAGAUUAAAAGCAAGAUGCAUUUGUGAGAUCAACCUUGAGUUCAUGUGAUGUGAUGGGACUACAUUUCAUAUUGAGAAGAAACAAUUCUAAAGUCCAAACCGACCAUUUUCUCUCCCACCUUGUGAGAUUAAAAGCAAGAUGCAAAUAGAAUGUUGAAAGAUUUUGGUGAGGAAGGGAGGAAAAGGUAAAGCAAAAUCAAAAUCAGAUAUGUCCAUAUAUUAAUAUUGUAUGU